Messenger RNA from Laetiporus sulphureus 93-53, 487 nucleotides. RefSeq lists its product as uncharacterized. NCBI's taxonomy places the organism in Eukaryota, Fungi, Basidiomycota, Agaricomycetes, Polyporales, Laetiporaceae. The annotation marks the transcript as partial. The record is from RefSeq and is a predicted model, not a curated record. The transcript has a single exon.
CUGUCACAAUCGCCCUCUCAAAAGGCCUCAUUCGCGCCGUCAUGCCUUCCUCACAGCACCGUGCAUCGUCCGCCUUCUGCUUUUUCCCCUUCUUUCGUUUUCUUUCUCGUUGGUCGAGCUGAGCUCGCUGGAACCACCGGUUCUUGUCUCGUUCUUCUGCUCACUUGAAGCAAGCACUUCCACUGUUUUCUGCCGGAAGGACAGCCCUCGGUAUACCGCCUCAUUUCUCUGCCUCUUUGUCCGUCAACGUUCUUCAAGUUCCGUGAUUUGCGCAACAUGGGCAACCUGAUCUGGCACGAGUGGUCUCGCUAUGUCGCUGUUUCCGCUAGCCUUUGUGAGUCUGAGCCGUCUCGCGAGGGCUUCCAUACUUAAUAGAGAACUAUGCUGCUCUGAAGACUUGAUUUGGGCGAGCUUUUGGGGCAUGUAUUUCCGCAAAUUCUUUUGGGACUUCAUUGGCGGUACUCUACGCGACCCUGGAGGACUUCAG